Erinaceus europaeus (western European hedgehog) is the source of this 1882-nucleotide messenger RNA. RefSeq names its product lactadherin-like. The transcript has 9 exons. The record is from RefSeq and is a predicted model, not a curated record. Bases 113 to 1399 code for a protein of 428 amino acids. Lineage: Eukaryota; Metazoa; Chordata; Mammalia; Eulipotyphla; Erinaceidae.
ACCCAGGGGGGGGUCCAGCGGGCGGAGCGUAGCCUCGAGAUUUAUUCUGGUCCCGCAGCCGGAGCGAGCAUCCUGGGAUUGCGGCCCCGCGCCCAGCACCCGAUUCCCGACCAUGCCUGGCCCCUUGCUGCCCGCGCUCGGCGCCCUGCUCUUCGCCUCUGGCCUCCUGGCCUCCUCGGGUGACCUGUGUGACUCCAGCCAGUGUCUGAAUGGAGGGACCUGCUUGCUGAGCCAGGACAAUGACUCCUUCUACUGCCUCUGCCCCGAGGGCUUCGCCGGCCUCCUCUGCAAUGAGACCGAGGAAGGUCCCUGCGUCCCAAACCCCUGCCUCAAUGACGCCGAGUGUGAGGUGAUAGAAGACUCACACCGAGGGGACAUAUUCGCCCAGUACAUCUGCACCUGCCCUCGGGGCUACACCGGCGUCCACUGUGAGAAUGUCUGCGCCAUGCCGCUGGGCAUGGAGACGGGCGCCAUCUCCGACGCACAGAUCUCCGCCUCCUCCAUGCACCUGGGCUUCCUGGGGCUGCAGCGCUGGGCCCCGGAGCUGGCCCGCCUGCACCGCACAGGCAUCGUCAAUGCCUGGACCGCCAGCAACUAUGACAGGGACCCCUGGAUCCAGGUGAACCUGCUGAGGAAGAUUCGGGUAACAGGUGUGGUGACACAGGGCGCCAGCCGUGCAGGCAGCGCCGAGUACCUCAAGUUCUUCAAGGUGGCCUACAGCCAGGAUGGACGUCAGUUCCAGUUCAUCAAGGACCCGGAGGGCACGACAGACAAGAUAUUUAAGGGGAAUGUGGACAACAAUGGUCUGAAGGUCAACAUAUUUGACUCCCCACUGGAAGUGCAGUAUGUGAGGCUGGUGCCCAUCAUCUGCCAAUGGGGUUGCACCCUACGCUUUGAGCUCCUGGGCUGUGAGCUGAAUGGAUGUUCAGAACCACUGGGCAUGAAAGACAACAUUAUCCUGGACAAGCAGAUCACAGCCUCCAGCUUUUACAGGACAUGGGGCCUGAACGCCUUCAGCUGGUACCCCUCCUAUGCACGGCUGGACAGGCAGGGCAAGUUCAACGCCUGGACUGCCCAGAGCAACUCACCCUCUGAGUGGCUGCAGAUUGACCUGGGCUCACAGAGGCAGGUGACGGGCAUCAUCACCCAGGGAGCCCGUGACUUUGGCCACAUCCAGUACGUGGCCGCCUACAAGGUAGCCCACAGUGACAACGGCCUGAACUGGACGGAGUACCGGGAACCUGGAGCCCUCGAGAGCAAGAUCUUCCAAGGGAACUUGGACAACAACUCCCACAAGAAGAAUGUGUUUGAGUGGCCUUUCCUUGCCCGCUUUGUGCGCAUCCUGCCCGUGGCCUGGCACAACCGAAUCACCCUGCGCGUGGAGCUGCUGGGCUGCUAGCCGGGGCCCAGCCGGCAGAAGCGGGGUGCCCCCUCCCUGCCCCUCCUGGCUGGCAGUGGGCCUGCUGCCUCCACCUCCACACUGACCUGUGAUUGUCUGAGCUGGGGGGAGGGCCUCCAGCCUCUCUCCCUUCCCCCUCCUCCCCCUCCUCCCAAGACCCUCCCCCCAGCCCUCCCUCCACUCCCCACCUGAGAUGACAGGAACAUGUGGGAUGUGGAGGACACUUCUCCAGAUCCCCUGGCUACCACCUGCCCCCUCCUCCAGUCUCUCCCACCCUACUGACCCAGGCAGGAAGCUGCCACUCUUAUCUCCACUUCUCUGUCUUCCUGGAGACCCUCCUGGCCUGGGAUUCCUGACAGAGACUGAAGUUGGGGGUGGGGGUGGGGUCUGUGUGGGGACAGGGGGUGGGCCUGGGCGCCCUCUGUGCUGGCUCUUCACCCCAGAGUCCACGGCAGCUUCAAAUAUAUUUAUGUCACCUCUGGA